UAGCCCCUCCCCCCCUCCCUCCCUCCCUCCCUCCUCCAAUCUGUCCCACUAAAGCGAUUUCAGCGCAUGAAGGGACUCGUCCCCACGGCGGCGGAUGGCAACAUGGCGACAGAGUUCCACAAUCUGCAGGAGUUGAGGCACAGUGCGUCUCUGGCUAAUAAAGUCUUCAUCCAGAGAGACUACAGCGAAGGGACCACCUGCAGGUUUCAGACCAAGUUCCCCUCCGAGCUGGAGAGCAGGAUUGAGCGGACACUGUUUGAGGACACCGUGAAGACGUUGAACAACUACUAUGCAGAAGCAGAAAAGAUAGGAGGCCAGUCCUACCUUGAGGGCUGUCUGUCCUGCGCCACAGCGUACCUCAUCUUCCUCUGCAUGGAGACGCGUUACGAGAAGGUGUUGAAGAAGAUAGCCAAGUACAUACAGGAGCAGAAUGAGAAGAUCUACGCUCCCAGGGGGCUGCUGGUCACAGAUCCCAUAGACCGGGGGAUGCGCGUUAUAGAGAUUUCCAUCUACGAAGACCGGGGCUCCAGUGGCUCCAGCUCGGGAAGCAGCUCCGUAUCCGGCAGCACCGCUCGAUGACUCUCUGCUUCCUCACAACCGAGUCUCCCUGAUCGCCUCAAACCCCGGAGGACUUCGGACAAUAAUCUUACUCUCCUUCCCACGAUUUGCCCGCACAUCGCGAAGCUACGCUCACGCCAAGGACUCACUAGCUCCUGACUCACUAGCUCCUGACUCACUAGCUCUUGACUCACUAGCUCCUGACUCACUAGCUCCUGACUCACUAGCUCUUGACUCACUAGCUGCUGACUCACUAGCUCCUGACUCACUAGCUCCUGACUCACUAGCUCCUGACUCACUAGCUCCUGACUCACUAGCUCCUGACUCACUAGCUCUUGACUCACUAGCUCCUGACUCACUAGCUCCUGACUCACUAGCUCCUGACACUCUAGCUCCUGACUCACUAGCUCUUGACUCACUAGCUCCUGACUCACUAGCUCCUGACUCACUAGCUCCUGACUCACUAGCUCUUGACUCACUAGCUCCUGACUCACUAGCUCUUGACUCACUAGCUCUUGACUCACUAGCUCCUGACUCACUAGCUCCUGACACACACAAGGUGUCCAACCUAAAACACACACUGCAGUAGUUUGUAGAGCACGGUAGGCGGUACACAGGCGCGUUACUGCACGAUGCAAUGUCUCGGUAAAAAGAAGAAAUAACCAUUUUGCCGGUGUGAUCGUACCAUUACCUUCUUGGUGUUUUUGUCAAAUGUAACGCCACUAUGUUUAAUCGGGUGCGUGACAAGGAAGGAAGGGAGCGUUGAAGACCACAAGCCUCAUGGAACCUCAUACCUCAGCCGCAUCACGACGGGCCGAGUUGGACUGAACCUUUUGCAAAUGCAGGGAGGAUGUAGAUGUAUUUAAAGGCAUCACAAUGUUUCACCAAACCCAAAAACCUGAACAACUCUUUGACCUCUGAUGUAAAUCAUGCUGUCUGGUAGCAGAUGAAUGUCAUUCAACCCGACUGUGUAUUUUAUGUGGCAGAUCUUCCAUAUUUCUCACAUAAAUCCUAUUUUUCUUUGUUAGACACACAAACAUCUAAGUACUAACCUCUUGUUGUAAAUGAAUAAGACCGAUAAUCGGUAUAAUCGGUAUAAUUUUUGAUAAUACAAAGACAUAAUGUGCAUCAAAUGCAGUAGUAAGUAGACAAAGAAUGGAUCAAAAAGUCUUCCUGGAUCUUACCUGUCGUGUUACACUCAUGAUUCCUUGAUUUCUGAACAAGCCUCCAAAGAACAAUAACUGCCAAAAACUGGCUAGCAAUUGAGAAUGUGUUUAUUGUUUUAAGGACAUUUUGUGCAAGAGGAAAACUUUUGUACUGCUUGUUGUUUGAUACACAUGGCUGUGAGUUCUAUAUGACUGCUGUCAAAUAAAAAACUGUUCCAUCACACA
Molecule: messenger RNA, 1949 nt
Organism: Pungitius pungitius (ninespine stickleback)
Lineage: Eukaryota; Metazoa; Chordata; Actinopteri; Perciformes; Gasterosteidae
Gene: golga7ba
Product: golgin A7 family, member Ba
Exons: 5
Coding region: 67-579 (170 amino acids)
Biological process (GO): protein targeting to membrane; peptidyl-L-cysteine S-palmitoylation
Cellular component (GO): palmitoyltransferase complex
Source: RefSeq, a predicted model, not a curated record